This is a messenger RNA of Parnassius mnemosyne (clouded apollo), 207 nucleotides long. The record is from the annotation of a GenBank genome assembly. Lineage: Eukaryota; Metazoa; Arthropoda; Insecta; Lepidoptera; Papilionidae.
AUGAACUUUGUGUACACGAAACAUUCCACAACGCAUGGGAAGACUUCGUGGCGAUGCGUCCAAUACUUCUCACUAAACCGAUGUCCAGCAACUGUAGAAACAAUAGAUGCAAUGAUAUAUGCUGUUAACCAUCAACAUAAUCAUGAGGAUUGUUAUGAGAAAUUGUCAAAAAAUAAUAUUUAUGAAAUGAAUGUCUCUCCAAAGUGA